Molecule: messenger RNA, 5638 nt
Organism: Branchiostoma belcheri (Belcher's lancelet)
Lineage: Eukaryota; Metazoa; Chordata; Leptocardii; Amphioxiformes; Branchiostomatidae
Product: cytoplasmic FMR1-interacting protein 2-like
Exons: 28
Coding region: 66-3848 (1260 amino acids)
Biological process (GO): regulation of translation; cell projection assembly; cell morphogenesis
Cellular component (GO): synapse; neuron projection; SCAR complex
Molecular function (GO): small GTPase binding; RNA 7-methylguanosine cap binding
Source: RefSeq, a predicted model, not a curated record
AAAGCGGAAGUAAACAGGCUGACCGCCAUUUUGCAGACGGCCGCGGGUCCAGCCUAGCCAUCACCAUGGCGACAUCAGUGACCUUGGAGGACGCCCUGUCGAACGUUGACCUUCUAGAAGACAUUGCCCUUCCCGAUCAGCAGCCAUGUAUCGAACCCCCACCUGCCUCUAUUGUUUAUCAGGCCAACUUUGACACCAACUUUGAGGACAGAACAGCCUUCGUCACUGGUAUUGCCAAGUUCAUGGAGGAGGCCACUGUCCAUGCAAAACUGAAUGAGAUGCUGGAGGAAGGUGAUGAGUAUGCCGUGAUGCUGUACACAUGGAGAAGCUGCUCCAGGGCCAUCCCCUCUAUCAAAAGUAAUGAGCAGCCGAACAGAGUCGAGAUCUACGAGAAAACCGUCGAGGUUCUCGAGCCGGAGGUCACCAAACUCGUCAACUUCAUGUACUUUCAGAAGCGAGCUGUGGACUGGUUCUGUGAGGAAAUCAAGCGGCUGUGUCACCAGGAGCGACGGCGGGACUUCGUGUCCGAGGCGCACCUCCUCACCCUCGGCAAGUUCAUCAACAUGUUUGCCGUCCUGGACGCCCUCAAAAACAUGAAGAGCAGCGUCAAGAACGACUACGCUCAAUACAGGAGGGCGGCCGGGUUCCUGAAGAAGAUGGCCGACCCGCAAUCCAUCCAGGAGUCACAGAACCUGUCCAUGGUGCUGGCGAACCACGACAAGAUCACCAACACGCUGAAGGAGAAGCUGGAGACCAUCCCCGGCUACGAGGAGAUCCUCGCAGACGUCAUCAACAUCUGCCUGACGUACCUGGACACACGCAUGUACGUCACUCCUGAGGAGAAGCACGUGCUGUUUAAGGUGAUGGGAUUCGGCCUGUACCUGAUGGACGGGAGCCAGUCUAACAUCUACAAACUGGACAGCAAGAAGAGGAUCAGUCUGUCCAAGAUAGACAAGUACUUCAAGCAACUCCAAGUGGUGACAUUAUUCGGGGACAUGCAGAUCCCCCUCUACAGCUACAUCACCAAAUCUCCCCACUACGAGGAGAACAAGUCCCGCUGGACCUGCACAGCAACCAAUAACAGCCCUUCUUACAACAUCCUGGAACAGCUGCAGCCAAUCAGAGAGGAGCACACAAAGUACAUCAGUGAGUUGGCAAGGCACAGCAAUGAGGUUGUGACGACAGCGCAGAAGGACAGCCCGCGUACAGACGAGGAGAACAAGGAGCUGUGCGACCUGGCCCUGCGGGGGGUCCAGCUGCUGUCCUCAUGGACUGUGCAACUCAUGGAGCUGUACUCGUGGAAACUGGUCCAUCCAACCGACAACUUCUCCAACAAAGACUGCCCCAAGGAGGCCGAGGAGUAUGAGAGGGCGACUCGGUAUAACUACGACACGGAUGAGAAGUUUGCGUUUGUGGAGGUGAUCGCGAUGAUCAAAGGUCUGCAGCUGCUGAUGUCGCGAAUGGAGUCCGUGUUUAACGAGGCCAUCCGCAGAAACAUCUACGCAGACCUGCAGGACUUUGUGCAGAUCGUGCUGCGCGAGCCGCUCAGACAAACCGUCAAGAAGAAGAAAACUCUCAUCAAGAGUAUUCUGACAUCCAUCCGUGACACGUGUGUGGACUGGAUGCGAGGGAUGGAGCCCACAGACGACCCCUGUCUGAAGGGCGAGAAGGACCCGAAGUCUGGGUACCAGAUCCACGUGCCGCGCAGGAACGUCGGCCCGUCUUCCACUCAGCUGUACAUGGUGCGCACCAUGCUGGAGUCGCUGAUUGCGGACCGCGGCGGCCCGUCCUCCAAGAAAACUCUGCGGAAGGAGAUGGACGGGAUGGCGCUGACCUCGCUGGACGCCUUCCACAAACAGUCAUUCUUCUACACGCACCUGUUAAAUUUCUCAGAAACCCUGCAGAAGUGCUGCGACUUGUCCCAGCUGUGGUUCAGGGAAUUCUACCUGGAGCUGACCAUGGGGCAGAGGAUCCAGUUCCCCAUCGAGAUGUCCAUGCCCUGGAUCCUGACUGACCACAUCUUGGAGACCAAGGAACCCUCUAUGAUGGAAUACGUGCUGUACCCACUGGACCUGUACAACGACAGCGCUCACUACGCGCUGACAAAGUUCCGCAAACAGUUCCUGUAUGACGAGGUGGAGGCAGAAGUCAACCUGUGCUUCGACCAGUUUGUCUACAAGCUCAGCGACCAGAUCUUCACUUACUACAAGGCACAGGCAGCAAGCAUCAUGUUGGACAAGCGGUUCCGAGCUGAGUGUGCACAGCAUGGCAUACAGAUCCCCUACCCACCUGCCAACCGCUACGAGACGUUACUCAAGCAGAGACAUGUACAGAUCCUGGGCCGUUCCGUUGACCUGAACCGGCUGAUCACCCAGCGGAUCUCCACGGCGAUGCAGAAGUCGCUCGACGUCGCGAUCGGCCGCUUCGAGAGCGGAGACCUCACCGGCAUUGUGGAGCUGGAGUGCCUGACAGAAGUAAACAGACUGACCCACAAGCUCCUGUCGGAGCACGUUUCGCUGAUGGAUUUCGAGGCGAUGUUCCGAGAAGCGAACCACAACGUGUCCGCUCCGUACGGCCGCAUCACGCUGCACGUCUUCUGGGAACUCAACUACGACUUCCUGCCAAACUACUGCUACAACAACUCAACUAACAGAUUUGUGCGAGCCGUUUUCCCGCUGUCCCAGGAGGUAAACAGAGAGAGAGCUCCGCCCAACACACCGCAGGAUGUGUAUGGUACCAAGGUGUUAAACAAUGCCUACGGCCACAUCUACAACCUGUACACCGGGUUUGUCGGCUCGCCUCACUUCCGCGCCAUCUCCCAUCUCCUUGGUUACCAGGGCAUCGCCGUGGUGAUGGAGGAACUCCUCAAGAUCAUCAAGAGCCUGAUCCAGGGCAGUAUCAGGCAGUAUGUAAAGACCCUGAUGGACUCCAUGCCGAAGAUCUGCAAACUGCCGCGGUUUGACUACGGAUCCCCUGCGGUGUUGGAGUACUACUAUGCCCAGCUGCAGGACAUCAUUAACUACCCCGAGCUGAAGACGGAGGUGUUCCAGAGCUUCCGCGAAGUUGGGAACGCGGUGCUGUUCUGCCUGCUGUGCGAACAGAGUCUGGUAAGUACCAAAACUCCGUCCCAGGAGGAGGUCCGAGACUUGCUCCAUGCGGCUCCCUUCCAGAACAUCAUUCCAAGGCAGUAUGUCAAAGAGGGUGAGAAACCGGAGGCCAAAAUGAAAAAGUUGGAGCAGAAAUACCAGGCUCUACAGGUGACUUCUGUCAUCGAGAAACUGGGGACACCUCAGCAAGCAGCAAUAGCCCGUGAGGGAGACCUGCUGACUAAGGAACGCCUGUGCUGCGGACUCUCCAUGUUUGAGAUCAUCCUGACUCGGAUCAAGACUUUUCUGGAGGAUCAGAUCUGGCACGGCCCCCCUCCCGCAAACGGAGUCAUGAACAUCGACGAGUGCACCGAGUUCCACCGGCUCUGGAGCGCCAUGCAGAUCGUCUACUGCAUGCCUGUGGGCGAGAACGAGUUCACGGUCGAACAAUGCUUCGGGGACAGUCUGAACUGGGCUGGCUGUCUCAUGACCAUCCUGCUUGGCCAGCAGAGGAGGUUUGAGGCGCUCGACUUCGCGUAUCACAUCCUCAAAAUCAACAAGGCAGACCUCAAGGACGAUGUCAUCAAGGGAGUGAACCUGCGUCGGAUGUGUGACCGUAUCCGUAAGUUCCAGAUCCUGAACACGCAGAUCUUCGCUACCGUCAACAAGUACCUGAAGUCUGGCGACGCCGACAGCCUGCCGGUGGAACACGUCCGCUGCUUCCAGCCGCCCAUACACCAGUCACUCGCUAGCUCAUGCUAGGCACCCAUCCACCAGUCUCUCGCUAGCUCAUGCUAGGCAGGCUAGAUCUGCUAGACAUCAAGGGACAUGUUUAACUUAUAUACAGACUCUCAUCCUUCAAUCACUUGCUAGCUUAUGCUAGGCUGGCUAGAGCUGCUACUUCUGGCUAGAUCUGCUAGACAGCAAGGAUCUAGGUUGAACUCAGACCAGCUCAAUUUAACUGCCUGCUACAUGUAGGUAAUGCUGGCUCCUAUACUAACUUGCACAAAUUCUCUUGUUAAGCAAUAAGUGUUUAGCUUUUCAGCUAGAUAUGGCCAUGCUAGUUAUUCAACCCAUGGCUAGCUCAUGCUGGAGCUCCUGCUAGGCAGCGAUGGUCUAGCAUUUAGCUACAGCCUUGAUGUAAGAUGUUGCCAGAAUAUUAUCCAAUGUUCAAAGCAAUUCUACAGUUGCUUGUUUGUUGCCUAAUGAAGAUGAUAACAUGCGAUGGUGUAACUGGUAACUAAUCUGCCCAAAUUGUUGUUUUUAAACAAAAGUUGUUGACUGAAGUGUGAGAAAAGUCUUUAUCUAAAUGACCAGUUGGCACUGAUUAAUACAUGUACAUUUUGUGUUCAUAUAUCGCAUUGUAUUAAUCUUAUAGCAUUCCCUAAUACCUUUUGUAAGAGAUUAAUGCCAAAUCAGCUUUUAUGUAAAGGUGCACUGAGAGAAAUUCAACAGGACAUGUAAGAAGGGUUAGAUAGACAAUUGUCUGAUACUGAGACAUACAUGGCUCCAAGCUAGACAUUAAUAGGAGAUGUAAGAGUUAGGGAAAUUGACAGGGUAGACUUAGGAUUAUUUGAGGUAAGCAGAAGUGUGGAGUGCUUGCUGUGUCAUCCAUUCAGCCUGUCCUCCAUACACCACAGUUCUACCAUAGAUGCCACAUGUACCGCCUGUGCCACAUAAUGCAGAAUUGCCACAGGAAAAACUGCCAUAUUAUUGCUACAAUGUGAGAAUCAGAGAGCUUUGCCAUAUGUAGUGUUAGGGUGUAGCCUAGUGUAGGCUUACAUUUGCCAUAUGUAGCUAUGUAGCCCUUCAUAGCUUGAUUACUUACACAGCAAUCAUGUACACCAAGCUUUUAGCUACUAUACAGCAUACAAAUCUUCAGAAUUUGUUUAUUAUGUUAACUUCUGGCAUAAGGUACAAUAUCAACAGUUGAUUUGCUACAACAUUUUCCAGUUUGUAUACUAUUAUAGGUUAGUUUCAGGGAUAUAUUUAACAUUUCAUUCAGGGAAAUGCCUCUGAAGUUCUGAAUUUUCCAAGUGUUUUGUAUAAUUGUCUUCUGUACAAAGGGUGUUUGUCAGUCUGUAUGAUGUUUUCAUUUAGAGAUGAAGCCUGUAGUUUACAGCCAAUUGUCUGGGACAGACCAGAGUUGGUAUGGUUACAUGAUUAUACUGACAGCCUAUAAUAAUAAGUGAAUUGUCAGCCUUUUAGUCUUUAGCUUUGACAUACUUUUGUAAUAUGAACACAGUAAAAUUAUUCUUUUUUGUGUCUAGUAUGAAGAGCACAUAUAGACAAGGUGGAUCUUAAGCAAAUUAAGCCAAAUCUUUGUAUUUUAUGGACGUUAUGAUGAAGUUACAAUGUAACUGCACUUGUUUGCAUUCUUACAUUCCCCUAAGGUUUCAUCCCACUUGUGUUUGGUGCAGUCUUGUCCUGAUUUUGUACAUUAUUACUUGACUACAGACCUUUACAGCAGGCAGAUCUGUGUGUAGUACAGUUGAAGGUAACGGUUUGUAGUUAGCUAAUUUGUUAUGAGUGGUUACAACUCUGUAAAUGUG